AGGGUCCGCCUCGGUUCCUCCCUGUAGGCCGCCCAAGUUUGUUUUGGCGUCAGGCGCGCAGUAAUGACGCCACGACGCUGACGCGAGAGAAUGGCGGCGGCGUCCGUGGCCUGGGCCGGGGGACGGUGGGCUGAGCCGCCGAGACUCCGAAGAGCCCGCCGGCCGCGCGAGGUGUAGACGGGGCACUGCCUACAGAGCAGGUCCUGCCAGCCUCGCUGGAGAGGAUGCCCCCGUGUCCGUGAUGGGCUGUGGGACAAGCAAGGUCCUUCCUGAGCCACCCAAGGAUGUCCAGCUGGAUCUGGUCAAGAAAGUAGAGCCCUUUAGUGGCACCAAGACUGAUGUAUACAAGCACUUCAUCACAGAGGUAGACAGUGUUGGCCCUCUCAAAGCUGCCAGUCAGCAUGCACCUCCAUGCCCUGGUGUUCCCACUACUGGCUACACAGAACCUCCUUCAGAACCACCACGCAGGGUCAGGGUGGCGAAGUACAGAGCCAAGUUUGACCCACGUGUGACAGCUAAGUAUGACAUCAAGGCCCUGAUUGGCCGAGGCAGCUUUAGCCGAGUGGUACGAGUGGAGCACCGGGCAACCCGACAGCCAUAUGCUAUCAAGAUGAUCGAGACCAAGUACCGAGAAGGGCGGGAGGUGUGUGAGUCCGAGCUCCGCGUGCUGCGCCGGGUGCGCCAUGCCAACAUCAUUCAGCUGGUGGAAGUUUUUGAGACACAGGAGCGCGUAUACAUGGUGAUGGAGCUGGCCACUGGUGGUGAACUCUUUGACCGGAUAAUUGCCAAAGGUUCUUUCACUGAGCGGGAUGCCACAAGAGUGCUGCAAAUGGUACUGGAUGGUGUCCGAUAUCUGCAUGCCCUGGGCAUCACACACCGAGACCUCAAGCCUGAGAAUCUCCUCUACUACCACCCAGGCACUGACUCCAAGAUCAUUAUCACUGACUUUGGUUUGGCCAGUGCCCGAAAGAAAGGUGAUGAUUGCCUGAUGAAGACCACCUGUGGCACACCUGAAUACAUUGCUCCUGAGGUCCUGGUUCGAAAACCCUACACCAAUUCCGUGGAUAUGUGGGCACUGGGUGUCAUUGCCUACAUUCUACUCAGUGGCACCAUGCCCUUUGAGGAUGACAACCGCACCCGGCUUUACCGGCAGAUCCUCAGGGGCAAAUACAGUUAUUUGGGGGAGCCCUGGCCUAGUGUAUCUAACCUGGCUAAGGACUUCAUUGACCGCCUGCUGACAGUGGACCCUGGAGCUCGGAUGACUGCACUGCAGGCCCUGAGACACCCAUGGGUAGUAAGCAUGGCAGCCUCUUCGUCCAUGAAGAAUUUGCACCGAUCUAUCUCCCAGAAUCUCCUCAAGCGUGCUUCCUCUCGUUGCCAGAGCACCAAGUCUUCCCAGUCCACACGUUCCAGCCGCUCCACACGCUCCAACAAGUCCCGCCGUGUUCGGGAGCGCGAACUGCGGGAGCUCAAUCUGCGCUAUCAGCAGCAGUAUAAUGGCUGAGCCACCCAGCUGUGACAUGGACACACUGUUGUCUCCUUCUGGCCACUCUCUGCUUUGUCACCUGGGCCAAUGUCUUCUCUGUACCCAGGCAUCAUGGCCAGCAGUAUAUAGAGCAUGUCUGGGUCUAGCUCUUCUCUGUGCCUUUAGUAGUCCCUACCUCCUCAUGGGUCUGGGCCUGGGCCUGGGCCUGUUGUGAUGGGAUGGUGGCCCAGAACCAUCUAACCUGAGAACCUGGUAGGCAGCUGCUGAGUUGGAAGAAAGGACAGGACCCAGUCCCCACUGAUCUCCUUAAUGUUUGCCUUUUUCUUGGACCAAAGGGGUCUAUAGUGUUGGGUAGAAUGGGUCCUAUGGCUCAGGACUCUUUGAAUCCAUUACUUUUAUAACCCCCCUUUCUUCCACAAAGCAUUGGUCUAGCUCCCAUGUCCUGCGUCAUACUAAUCCUUAAGAGUAUGCUCCAGUGGGAGGUCUAGCUUUUGCCACAGCUAAACUGCAAGCCCCAGUCAGAUCCAAGCAACCUCACCAUUUUCCCCAGCCGACAGCAAUAUUUCUUCAUGGUGCCACCAGGAGCCUUUCUAGCCCCCAGACUUGCUGCGUGGUAGGACUGUGGCAUGGGCCUUCGUUUCAGGCUCUGGCCUCUCUGUAAGCAGGAUUCUGCGCAUCACCCUCAGUGCCUCUGCAGAGCUCAUUAUUGUCUCUCUCUCCCCGGCUUAGAUGCCCAUGUCAUUCCCCAGCUGCCUCCUUCCCCCCUGGAGGGGUGGAGGAGAUCCACUGCUGCUACCUGGGGGUGGGUGAGCAUGACGAGUUCUCAGAAUCCCAUUGUCAACCCUUGUUCCACCCUUUGGUAUUGUCCUUUGCUGGUCCCUUUCUAAAGCUGCCAUGCCCUCUUUAUAGCUUCAUGAUGGCGCCAUCUAGUGUCUGGUCUAGGUAUAGGUGGCCGGGGGAGGGGUGGUGACUGGUGCACCCCCUUGCCACAGCCCUCCUAAAGGAAGAGGAAAGAAAGGAGUUGCUGAAUUGGGGGAAGAGUCCUGGGCUGCUCAACUCCUCUUCUGCUCAGCUUCUCCAAACCUCACCCUGGAACUUAGCCGUACUGUGUUACCUGCCUCUGAACCCCAGGUGCCUUGGGUGCUGACCUUGCUGUAAGAGCUGGCCUUGCCCUAUCUGCCCUGUGCCCACCUCUUUUCAUAGCAUUAACUUUCGAGGCUGUCCCCACUGAGUCAGGCUGGAGGGAGCUCCUCCGGGAGGUAGGGUAGGGUUGCAGGGGCUGCUUUCCCAGAGAACUGAGCCGCAACAGCUCCUAUAGCUGGCAUGGUCUCCCUACCACUACCACACUAGGCUGGAAUCCAAGCUCCCUCCCUCUGUAGCUGCUCUCAGUGGGUAGGAAGGGGCCAGACAGAGCCUAGCUUGAGCCUUAGCUAGACUAAGAGCCUCUGUCGGCAGAAGGGUCUGACUCCCACACAACUCCUCUUAGUAGGCAGCCCUAGGCUAGGCCCUCUUUCUAAGUAUGCCACCUCCAUUGGGAAACCAAACCAAAGAGACCACUGUGUGCCAAGUCAACUGUGCCUUAUGUACUCUCUCCUUAUAUCCUCCUGCCCUCUGGAUAGGAGGCCCUGGAGGACUGAGCCUCACAGCCUCAGAACCCCCCACUUAUCAGCUGCCCCAGGAAUUUCUGGGGGUGUGAACCACUGGGGAUUUAAUUGUCUUUCUUGCCCAAAAUAGGCCUGGUUGUGAGGAUAGGGCAGAGGGAGUUUGUGUCUUGGGCCUUUGAUAGGUCCACCAGGCGUUCAUGCCAUGGCCCGUGGAUGGAGAAUGUGCAGUUAUUUAUUUUGUGUACCCUGUAAAUGUAUCUUCUGUAUCCAAUAAACAGGCUGCCAUCCCCAGGGAAGGCUGCCAUUUUCUUCUGA
This is a messenger RNA of Alexandromys fortis (reed vole), 3405 nucleotides long. It is a transcript of the gene Pskh1, whose product is annotated as protein serine kinase H1. The transcript has 3 exons. Gene Ontology annotation, molecular function: ATP binding; protein kinase activity. The record is from RefSeq and is a predicted model, not a curated record. Gene Ontology annotation, biological process: protein phosphorylation. The coding region runs from base 242 to 1504 and encodes 420 amino acids. Lineage: Eukaryota; Metazoa; Chordata; Mammalia; Rodentia; Cricetidae.